GAGGCGGCUACUUCCGGAUCGCGUUCUCGCGGGAACAAGUCACGUUACAAACUCAAGCACACAGACAACAAUGUCGGUGCGACGACAGCGAUAUUUCACAACUUAUGUCAGGGUGCAGAAAUGGAAAGCUCUACAGGUGGAGGUACACCCGAUGUCCUCGGAGAAUACCGACUUGUCCUGGCACUUUGAAGACAGACAUUUCCAGGAGAUUUUGCAGUUGUUGCGGGGACCAAUUUUUGAAAGAGUGAAGUUGAAAAAACAUGAAAUAAAAAAAGACAUGGUCAAGUCGAAUAUCAUGACAGGGCCUACAGUCCGCCUUGGAUAUGAUUUUCGAGCUAAGCCGGAAUAUGAGACCUGCCUUCUGCCGAUAUCUCAGCCACUUUACACCAGCGAUAGUGAGGAAGAGCAGCAGGCUUGGACGUCCGGAUACCGCAGCCUCAGUCUGCACCAUGAGAAGCUGGUUGUGUACAGCUGUCUACUGAAGGAGAAGUCCAGUCACAGCAGCAUGGCCCAGAUCCUGUCUGCGAUGUCGACGGAGUGCAGCAGCAGCAGCAGUCAACAGCCACAGAAAGUCAGCAUCAGCAGCUACUUCCACAGAGUUGUCCCCCCUGGCGGCACACCAGCCAAGUCAUCACAGUCCAGUGCUUCAACACCAGGUGGCCCUAGGUCCCCCCCAGCAUGCACCACAGGCCAGGAUGAUGUGGCAACAGCCCUGCCCUCCGACACACGCAAGAGAAAACUAAAAAGCAUAAUCAAGCGAAGCGGACCCAAAUUGUCGAAGAAAGCUAAGAAAAUGAAGACGCUGAAAGACAUUUUGAAGCCAGGAAUCCCUUUAGAGUGUGCUGGAGGUAGUCUGGAGGACAAUGUUACAGGUGACAGUGAAUUCAGCAGAAUGUCAUUCUUCGGAGAUUUACCUGAAGCAGAUUGUCCAACUGUGGAUGAUAAUAAUACUCAACCAGAUCCAAGACGUGAAAUUAUUGACAGAAUUAAAGCAAACGCUACAGAACCAAAAGACUGCUCAGAAAUAGAAAUGUGUACAAGAUCAGAAAGUUACAAAAACCUGGAUUUGUUUUCAGAAGAUUCCCAUAAGAAAUGCAAAGUGACAUCUGUGUGUGGUGACAACGACAAUGUUCAGAUCAAUUCAAGUAACCAUGGUAACCGAUCAUAUGGCUCGGAGGACAUGUUUAUGGAACACUGUGAUGAAGAAACAGAGGAUGAAGUAAACAUCACUGAACUGAAGAAAGCUGAAUCUGAAUAUCAUACUGCAAAGGAGAAGAUGGACUCUGCAAUCUGUAAGCCUGUGUGUAGUCCACCACGUCCACAAUAUGACGUAACAUAUGACUCGGAGGGUAGUGAUUGUUGUAUGAUGCCAGAGAUUUCUUUACAGAGUGAACAAGUUCAAGUGUCUGUUACAGAUCACAUUCCUCACUCAAGAUCUGAACCUAUAUUUAAAGGUUCAGGGUUUAAACAUUUGAGAAUGGAUUUCAUUCAAAGAAGGCUUACUGUAGGCUCGAAUGAGACCUUACCAUCAGCAAGUUUUAUACAUGAGUUUGACCCCGAUACUCCCGAUGUGAAGUCAGGAAGAGUGGUGGCAGAAGGAAAUGGUGAUGAAGGCUGUACCAAGAGAAACAGAAACGUGGAAAUGGAGGGUACUGUGUCCGAUAAAAUAGAUUGUGAAGUCUUGCCGCAGAUAACUUUGAAGAAGCGAGACCGAAGCUGGAGAAAAUCCUUGGCGCUGUUGAUGAAAGAGAAGGACAGUCCCCAAGAAGUUGAGAAGGAAGUGAUUGACUGUGAUACCAUCGACUGUGAUCUGAUCGAGGUGCUGGAGGAACUCCCAAGGCAUCCCAUGAUCCUCACAGAGGACCUGAGACAGGAGCUGAGUCGAGUCAGGACCGAGUCGGAGCUGAGAGAGUCCCACAUUCAGAUGAUGGUGUUUGCCAGCGAGGGCUAUCUCCGAUCCAUCUUCACAGGCCAGAUUCAGUGCCGAAGACAUGAAGACUACAAGAGAGGUGGAAUAGCCAGGUUGAACCUCAACUAUCAGGUAAACCUCGGGAUGUUCUCUGAGCCUCAGCAGGAUGCUGUCAUGGAAACUCUAAUGGCAAUAUUUUGUAAACGCCAUCAUAAGUACAUGGACUACCUCCUGAAGGUGCUGCUGCCGGAGAUGAUGAUACGGAUCCUGAUGGAGGUGAAGCACACAACCUACGAUGACACGGAGGCACUCAUGAGUGGGGCUAUCCAGUAGUGUGUAGAAACACCAGCACUCUUGUGGCCAACUGAUGAGGUUCAGCCCUCUCUGCGACUCUGAUGAGGGGCACUCUUGUGGCCAACUGAUGAGGUUAAGCUCUCUGUGAGACUGUAGAGACUCUGAUGAGGGGCACUCUUGUGGCCAACUGAUGAGGUUAAGCUCUCUGUGAGACUGUAGAGACUCUGAUGAGGGGCACUCUUGUGGCCAACUGAUGAGGUUAAGCUUUCUGUGAGACUGUAGAGACUCUGAUGAGGGGCACUCUUGUGGCCAACUGAUGAGGUUAAGCUCUCUGUGAGACUGUAGCGACUCUGAUGAGGGGCACUCUUGUGGCCAACUGAUGAGGUUAAGCUUUCUGUGAGACUGUAGAGACUCUGAUGAGGGGCACUCUUGUGGCCAACUGAUGAGGUUAAGCUCUCUGUGAGACUGUAGCGACUCUGAUGAGGGGCACUCUUGUGGCCAACUGAUGAGGUUAAGCUCUCUGUGAGACUGUAGCGACUCUGAUGAGGGGCACUCUUGUGGCCAACUGAUGAGGUUAAGCUCUCUGUGAGACUGUAGCGACUCUGAUGAGGGGCACUCUUGUGGCCAACUGAUGAGGUUAAGCUCUCUGUGUGAGACUGUAGCGACUCUGAUGAGGGGCACUCUUGUGGCCAACUGAUGAGGUUAAGCUCUCUGUGAGACUGUAGCGACUCUGAUGAGGGGCACUCUUGU
Molecule: messenger RNA, 2953 nt
Organism: Haliotis rufescens (red abalone)
Lineage: Eukaryota; Metazoa; Mollusca; Gastropoda; Lepetellida; Haliotidae
Exons: 11
Coding region: 71-2242 (723 amino acids)
Source: RefSeq, a predicted model, not a curated record